Molecule: messenger RNA, 789 nt
Organism: Colletotrichum spaethianum
Lineage: Eukaryota; Fungi; Ascomycota; Sordariomycetes; Glomerellales; Glomerellaceae
Product: zinc finger protein
Exons: 2
Coding region: 1-789 (262 amino acids)
Source: RefSeq, a predicted model, not a curated record
AUGAAACGCUCACGAGAGGCCGAAGAGGAGCAGCCUUCCUCUGGUCAUCCAGCAGGUGAGCAGAGCGGGUCAGGGACGCCCGAGACAGAUGACCGUGUUUCCAAGUUUACAGAAUUGGAGCCCUCCGCCGAGGCGACACCUGAAGACUUCACGAUGAAAUGCUCUAUGCCGCCUCACAGAGAGGUUCUGGCCUUCAAAUCAUACGACGAGUACGAGGCGCAUUACGUAAAGACGCACACGAACAGAUGUCUGGAAUGCGGGAGGAAUCUGCCGUCGGAGCAUCUGCUCAACGUGCAUCACGAAGAGUGUCACGACUCCUUCGCCGCUGUCAGGCGGGAACGGGGAGAGCACACGUAUUCCUGUUUUGUUGAAGGUUGCGAGAGGAAAUGCAUGACGCCGCAAAAGCGUCGGAUGCAUCUCAUCGACAAGCACAACUUCCCCAAAAACUACUUCUUCGCGGUGACGAAGGAGGGCAUCGAUGGCCGACGGUCAUUGCUCGUCGAAGGAGGACAUCACCGGCGCAAACCGUCCAGCGCCUUCAGCACGACUAAGGAGUCGAAGCGCAUGUCGAGCAUCCUGGAGUCCACGUCGCAAGGCAAAGAAUCACAGGCAUCAGGGGAUGCUAUCACAAAAACAAUGACGGAGCCAACACCCGCCCACCCAGCGACAACGGGGCGUCCAGACACGGAAAUGGACGACCUCGCCGGCGCCAUGUCGGCGUUGCAAUUCGUCCCCAACAGCGUGCGGUUUGGAAGAGGCGGUGGGCGGGCAGGGUUUGCAAAACGAUGA